UAAGACACAUAGGAUCCGCAUAUCUGAACGGGCAAAAGAUUCAUUUUAUCGGGUCGUAUAUGUAGAGUUCUGGAAAGCCCUUUCCCUCUCUCUUUAGGAGCCUCAUCACUCCACACACCCAAACACACAAACUCGAGUGCUCCCUUCCGUCUCGCUCCGCUUCACUACCGUAAGCUCAAUUCGGCAAAACCUUCAGUCAAUUAAAUGGCAAUCAUACCUUGUGGAAGUACAUGGGGAGUGCAGUCUCAAUAUAUGUUAAGAUCUUCCAUUACAAAUAAAUUCUCAAUAUCGCCUCAUUGUAUCUCAAGCAGAAUCAGGUCUUGGUCAUCACCUAGUUCAGCAUUUUUUUCUAAAGAAUCCUUAAGUGCACUUUUCAGUUCUGGAUUAUACAAUAAUUCAUGUCAACAGCGAAGAACUCGUUUGGUAGUUAGAGCUGACAGAGAUUACUAUACUGUGCUUGGUGUGUCUAAAAAUGCCAGCAAAUCAGAAAUCAAAAGUGCAUAUCGAAAGCUUGCCAGAAACUACCAUCCUGAUGUGAACAAAGAACCUGGAGCAGAAGAAAAGUUUAAAGAGAUUAGUAAUGCUUAUGAGGUUUUGUCAGAUGACGAGAAACGCUCCAUUUACGAUAGGUAUGGGGAAGCUGGGCUUAAAGGCGCUGGCAUGGGCACGGGGGAUUUUAGCAACCCCUUUGAUAUAUUUGAGUCAUUAUUUGAUGGCCUUGGUGGUAUGGGUGGUAUGGGCAUGGGAGGAAGAGGCUCUCGUAACCGGGCCACAGAGGGUGAAGACCAGAUCUACAAUCUGGUUUUGAAUUUCAAAGAAGCUGUAUUUGGGGUUGAGAAGGAGAUUGAGAUAACUCGCCUUGAGAGCUGCAACACUUGUGAUGGAUCAGGAGCGAAACCGGGAACAAAGCCAACUACAUGUGGCACAUGUGGUGGUCAAGGGCAAGUUGUCUCGUCGGCAAGGACCCCACUCGGAGUCUUCCAACAGGUAAUGACAUGUUCUUCUUGCAGUGGGACCGGGGAAAUUUCUACUCCUUGCAACACAUGCAACGGUGAUGGCCGAGUAAGGAAGUCAAAGCGGAUUAGCUUGAAAGUUCCUGCUGGGGUCGACUCCGGCAGUCGCUUGAGGGUCAGAUCUGAGGGAAAUGCCGGAAGGAGAGGGGGCCCUCCCGGGGAUCUUUUCGUGAUGAUAGAAGUUCUUGCUGAUCCUGUUUUGAAAAGGGACGACACCAACAUACUUUACACUUGCAAGGUUUCAUAUAUAGAUGCUAUUUUAGGAACAACGUUAAAGGUGCCAACGGUUGAUGGGAUGGUCGACCUCAGGAUUCCACCAGGUACCCAACCUAAUACAACUCUAGUUAUGGGGAAAAAAGGUGUCCCCCUUCUGAACAAAAGAAAUAUGAGGGGUGAUCAGUUGGUGAAAGUACAAGUUGAGAUUCCGAAGCGCCUAAGCACCGAGGAGAGGAAACUCAUAGAAGAGAUUGCCAACUUAAACAAGGCUAAAGCAACCAGCAGUAGCAGAUAGUUGAAGCUGACUCGCUUUCUCCUUUACUUAUUCCCCUCUUUAUGCUUCAAAGAUUGAUGAUGUAUUGCUUACAAAUGUAGCAGGCAAAUUUUUCGACGACUCGAUCAAUUUACAUGCAAACUGAAUUUAGGGUUAGGAAAUUUUGUGGUUUAAUAUUUGUAUUGUGUAUAACAGUGAAAAGGGGGAGAUAUUUAGGGACAUACAUUUCUGCUAUUUUUGUGGAAGUCUUAUCUAUAUUUUUCAAUAACUACCUUCUUGAUUCUAAUUA
Messenger RNA from Olea europaea var. sylvestris, 1792 nucleotides. Its product is annotated as chaperone protein dnaJ A7A, chloroplastic-like. Gene Ontology annotation, cellular component: cytoplasm. Lineage: Eukaryota; Viridiplantae; Streptophyta; Magnoliopsida; Lamiales; Oleaceae. Gene Ontology annotation, biological process: response to heat; protein refolding. Gene Ontology annotation, molecular function: heat shock protein binding; ATP binding. The record is from RefSeq and is a predicted model, not a curated record. The transcript has 8 exons. Bases 205 to 1524 code for a protein of 439 amino acids.